GCAUCAUUGUGCGUCUCUUUGGCCGACCGGCUCAGGGGUCAAGGGGGUCUGCUUCGAUCGGGAUCUCACUUCCAUUUUUGGCCUGCCCAUCACGGCGGGUUCACUAACACAUUUCGAUCGGACAGAGAUCGAGAAUCGGGCUCGGAGACAUGGCCAGUCUCAAGAGGAGUGCUUGUCUUAAGACACCGGCUUCUCCGUUCGUUUCCCUCCAUCCUCCUCCAUGCAUUAUUCCCAGCCAAGUCCGUCAGAAGACAUCGACGACACGGUCUUCAAGCUCGAGGACCCCGAUGAUGGUGGGCGCGUCUCCACAUCUCCCAUAGCCGUUUUCUCAUGUAUUGCGGCCGCAGAGGAUCACACCCUGACCUCGCAGACCUUGAACGCGGACGGCACGCCCAAACGACCCAUGAAUGCGUUCAUGAUCUUUGCUCGCCGUAGACGCCCUCAAGUCUCUUCCGAGAACCAGUCUAUGCGCACUGGCGACAUCUCUAAGAUCCUGAGCCUGGAAUGGAAGUCCAUGCCUACGAGCGAGAAGCAGUAUUUCCAAAACCAGGCGAAGCUGCUCAAAGCCUCGUUCAACGAGCGGUACCCUGACUAUGUCUAUCGUCGCCGCCCAAACAACACACGCAAACGUCGGCGCUCGGACGCCGCAGCCUCCACGGGCUCCGCAUCUUCCCAUUCCCCUUCCACCUCCCCGGCGUCUUUCCCUGGUCCGUUGCCGCAGACCAAAGGCGGUGACAGCGAUGAUGCGAGCAGCCCAAACACGGACGGCGAGGAGUACACAUCUCGAAUGUCAUACUCCGGAUCGUACAGCAGCCCCGCAUACAGCGGCGGCUACUCUGGUAGCUAUAGCCACGCCCGCAGCACGUCGUACCCAUACCCGCCAAUGCAACAUGCCCACCGCCAUCCGCCCAGUUACGACUCAGCUCAUGCCGUCAACUCUUCCUUCUACCCGUACGAUUCCUCGCAAUCCUCGCCUGCCACGCACCAGUCGUACGGGGCCAGCUUGCGGAAAGUGCAGAGUAUUCCCUCCAUUCCAUCGAUGUCCCUGCCGUCCGGUCCGUCACCCUCAAUGAUCGGGCUGGAUAUGUCCCCGCCGUUGGGAUGGUCUCCCCUACCGUCGUCUGGCAUGUCUGCUCACUCGUCCUAUUCGUCGAGCUCCUCCUACUCUCCGGCCCUUGGGACGCGGAGCACGUCGGCUUCCUCCGAACACUCCGCCUCCUCAUACCCUUCUUUACCCCACUCUCCCGGACCAUCAUCUAGUGCUGCCCGAUACUCGCCCUUUCACUCGAGGAGUGGCAGUUCCGGAUACAAUACCCAGUCUCCUACUCCUUUCUCCACCGGAUCAACGUCGUACACGGGGAGUUCCGUGCCCCGCUCACUAACGGAAUCGGGGUCUCCCCUAUUGCCUGGAUUGAAUGCGUACUUCAGCGGCUCUGGUGGCACGGACUUUGGCUCGGGCUGGCGGUCGGAGACGACCGUGAAGCUAUUGUGAACUCCUGUUAUUUUGCAUGUCACCUCCCUCUAGGCACCAACGCGAAAAUGUAUCAUACUGAAUCAUUGUCUAGCACAGCUAUAUAUCCCACUCCCACUGUACCAGUAUUUUCUGUAGUCGUAUCUUCAUUGGGGCUUCCACUUUUUUUUUUUUCGCGCGCGUUACACGGGGGAGAUACGAUCAGGUCCUGCGGGACCCUUGCCGCUUGAGCUCCUCGCAUAAGUGUUGGAAUGGUCAGUUCUUCGAUUGUGUCCAACAAAGGGACGCAAACUGGUCAAAA
This is a messenger RNA of Mycena citricolor, 1772 nucleotides long. Lineage: Eukaryota; Fungi; Basidiomycota; Agaricomycetes; Agaricales; Mycenaceae. The record is from the annotation of a GenBank genome assembly.